CAAUAGAGUAUGAUUACUAUUCAUGUGUUCAAGGUUAUUAUUGGCAUUGGCCUUGACCUUUCCCAUUUGAUGUCAUCACCCAGAGUUGUAACUGGGCUGUAUCACUUUGCUGUGUUUGUACAUGGCUGUACACCUUUUAUUUAUUAGGUUAAAAGUAAUAUUGAAUUGCGUGUGGGCAUUCCUUGUCAAGUUACUACACACUGUAAACACCUAAACCAACCAAAGCUAUGUAAAUUAUAUGCUACGAUUGGAGAAGAACACCCCUUCUUGUGUCCACGCCUUCUGGUGCAGUCAAUGUACGGGUGAACGUCUGUGUUCUAAUACAGUGCGCUGUCAAUGACAAGAUGGGAGUGAGUGAAUCUAUGAAGUGUCUUUUAUUCUACCUCUGCAUCUGUAGUCAUGUUUCUACUGUGGACGCGUGGGAACUCACCCUGCUUCAUACCAACGACGUCCACGCAAGGGUUGAGGAGACGAGCAACAGUUACGGCAAAUGCACCAAGCCUCCGUGUUUUGCCGGUGUGGCAAGGAGGUUUACGAAAAUACAGGAGAUCCGGAGCCGAGAGAAGAACGUGAUGCUGCUGGACGCAGGCGACCAAUUUCAGGGAACCGUUUGGUUUAAUGUAUAUAAGGGAGCCGAGGCUGCCUAUUUUAUGAAUAAACUUGGCUACGAUGCGAUGGCUCUGGGGAAUCAUGAGUUUGACAAUAACGUGGAGGGACUUAUCAAGCCAUUUCUCCAGGAGGUGAAAUGCACAGUCCUCAGUGCUAACAUCAAAGCAGAUGACACACUUGCCCCACACAUCAGCGGUCUUUAUUUCCCAUAUAAGAUAUUUGAUGUCGGCUCUCAGAAAGUGGGCGUGGUUGGAUACACUUCAAAGGAAACACCUGCCCUGUCACAAACCGGACCUAACUUAGUGUUUGAGGAUGAGAUUGAUGCCCUUCAGCCCCAGGUCGACAAACUCAUCACCCUGGGGGUCAACAAGAUCAUUGCCCUCGGUCACUCUGGCUUCGUUACGGACAAAGAAAUAGCCAAAAGGGUGAAGGGUGUGGAUGUGGUCAUUGGAGGACACAGCAACACAUUUCUGUACACAGGAGAGAAACCUUCCUCUGAGGUUCCGGCAGGUCCUUAUCCCGUCAUGGUGAAAUCAGAGGAUGGGCGGGACGUCCCUGUGGUGCAGGCCUUUGCUUUUGGGAAAUAUCUGGGUUACCUCAAGGUGACAUUUGAUGAGGCUGGCAAUGUGGUCCAGUCUACAGGCAACCCCAUCCUGCUGGACAGCUCUGUACCAGAGGACCCCAGUAUUCUUGCUGACGUAAAUGAGUGGAAAAAGGCCCUAGCAAAUUACUCCUCUCAGUAUGUGGGGGAGACCCUGGUGUAUCUCAAUGGAACGUUUGAAGAAUGCAGGUUCCGAGAGUGCAACCUGGGAAACCUAAUUUGCGACGCUAUGGUACACCACAACAUUAAAUAUGCAGAUGAGCUUCAGUGGAACCAUGUCAGCUCCUGCAUCAUCCAAGGGGGAUCAAUACGGUCAUCCAUAGAUGAACGCAGCCGAAAUGGUUCCAUCACAAUGGAAGACCUGAUUACUGUGUUGCCAUUUGGAGGCACCUAUGAUCUUGUGCAGCUGAAGGGCUCCACUCUGAGGAAAGCUUUUGAGCACUCUGUCAGGAGAUAUGGAGGGAACACAGGGGAAUUCCUUCAAGUAUCAGGAUUCCAUGUAGAGUAUGAUAUGUCAAGGCCCCCAGGGGAGCGUGCCAGGAGUAUCAGUGUGCUCUGUACGAACUGCCGGGUGCCUGUCUAUGAGCCACUGGACGACAGCAGACUAUACAAGGUGGUCCUGCCCUCCUACCUGGUGGAAGGAGGAGACGGAUUCUCCAUGAUCAAAGAGGAGAAGCUAAAACACGACAGUGGUGACAUGGACAUUUCGGUGGUGGCCAGCUACAUUACUGAGAGGAAGAAGGUGCAUCCAGCUGUAGAAGGACGUAUCAAGAUUUCCAACUCAAAUUCAGGAGGAUCUGGACACACAACUCUGUUAAUCCUGAUAGGGCUGGUGAUAGCUCUGUCUAGGAGCCUAUGAGAUCCCUGCCUGCAACGCUAGCUCGCCAUUGGACGUGUUCUUCCCAGCAUCCAAGGGAAGAGCUCAACUCUAGUUAGUCUAGUGAGAGUACAAAUUUUAAGGACACUGGUGAAAUAUCCAUUAACAAUGCGCUUAGAUAUUUCUAUAUAAAUAUGGCAGCUUGAUAUGCACUGUAAAUGACACACUGGACAUCUCCAGACAGGUUUUGCUUUGUCAAGUCUCAUGUGAAGUAACUGCUGUCAAGCUCUUGCUCAGAAAUUCUGUUUAUAUAAUAGUACCAACAUAAGCAAACUUCAACAGAGGUGGAAACAGAUGACCACUGUCUGUUUUAAUGUGUGCACUGGGCAGAGUAUGCUUGCUUAACCAGCAUUAGUUUAUGGGAGAAGAUAUACAAACAACGAGCUCUGUUUUAAAGCUCUUUGGGACCAGAGAGGUAUCUCGAAAGGAGAUAAAUGAGUUGGUGAUCAACCUUCUGUAAAUAUUUAUAGAAUUCUUUACAGGGCAAAUUAGCAACUUUUCUAUGGUCAUGAACGCUAUACUAGCGUUUUUAUAUAGGAUGGUCUAAAGUUGGUUAGCCUGUUUCAAAUCCCCCUCUAAUUCUAGAGAAAUACAAAGAGGUCAUGUAAAUGGAGUUUUUGUCAGUUGUAAAUAGCCUAUGUGAAAUGUCAUGUUUUAUAUGUGGCUUAGUUGUGAUGUUGAAAUAAGCUUGGUAGCAGUACAUUUAGACAGAUGUGUCAAUGUUUGUCUAGCAGAUAUUUCUGAUGUGAUUUAAAAGCUGAUCUUGAACUGGCUCUCAUGCAAAAAAAAGUACAAUGCCUCAUUCCAUCUAAUGUAGCGUUUCAAAAAGGAAACAAUAUGAAAUCCCUCAGUAACUCAAUUGUGUGAGUGGUGUGGCUCUCACCAUUGAUCAGAACUGUGUCUGGCUGGCACCAGUGGACUGGGAAUGCACAUGGUAUUACCACGGAAAGUAUCUCCUUUUCACAGUGGGAGAAACAAGACUCCAAGGGAGGGCAGAUGCAGGACACAACCUCAAUUUAGAAAACUGAGACGCUGACUUUAAACUAGGAUGUGAGAAACUAAACAUGCCCCUAACCCCACAGGUCUAAGCUCAGCUUAUUGCUCCAGCCUGCAUCUCUGCUGUAAAAAUACACAAAUUAAACCAUAGUUACCAUACCCUCUGGAUAACAGUCCUCUUACAUUGACACAUCAAGAUGGACCUGGGUGCAGCCGGCAAGGAAUUAAUUAAGCCAGAUAAAAUGACAUUUGACCACCCAGUAAAAUCAAUAAAUAUAUUUUAUUAUUGUACAUUGGAAUGUCGAUAUGAUCCCAGAGACAUUGGAAUUUGCAUUGCACUUUUGCUCCAGGGAAGCGUGCUGUUAUCUACAUCCACUUGCUAUUAUCGGCCGAUGGCUCUCUCUGUCCCUGCUGAAUAGACAACAUUAUCACGGUAUCUGCAGGAAGGUACACAAACUACAUCCUGGUACCUUCCUACUUUAUAAAUAAGCGUGUCGUAAAUGUCUAAAUAGUUUGGAAAAUACAUGGUUGGCCUGUGUAUCCGAUUCUUAGGAAUUUACCUUGCCGAGCUCUGGAAAAAGUUCUUCGACAGCAAUAUCCAUCAGAACGUAAGUCAUCUGAGGGGCAGAGGACAGAAACGAGAGAAAACAGAAUGCAAAACGAGAGAAAACAGAAUGCACCAUGAGACCUUGGCUGCAGAGAAAAUUGUCUCAUUGGUUGGCUUUCAGCUUUACCUGCUUGUUAAGAAGUGGCUGCUGAAAACCAUCAAAGAGAAGCCUGAUGCCCUCGUAUUUGGCCUCCUGUCCGAUGCACUUUUCCACAAAGUCUAUGAGGUGAAAAGACAGAAAGACAUCAAUACAGUACAACUGAGGCCCACUUUAUCCAUAAAAACAACUAUACCUUUGGCAGGUGAUUCCAUCAAAUGAUUACUAUUUCCAUGGAUGAUGCCAUUGCACUUGUUCAACAUGCAGCGUUUCUGCCAGGACAUGCUUUCGAAAGUAGGACCAGGCUUCCAGAGAUUAGAAUGAAACUGAUAAUAAAAUCAGGGAGUGUUCCAAAUGGCACCCAAUUCCCUUUAUAGUGCACUACUUUUGACCAGGGCCCAUAGGGGCAUAUGCACAGGCAAUGGGACUUAUUGAAAUGAUGAAAUUGAAAAUAUCUGGGCUUGGAGAAAACUAUUCUCUGUGUCUGGAUGUAAUUUGUCAACACAAUGUAACAAAAAGGAACUUGCUCGGUGGCUAAUGAACUGUGGUUAAGACAUGAAUCCAUCAUGCUGAGAGCUAGAUAUCUUGUGUAGAGAGUGCAUACUGGAUCUGUGCAACAGUUGGAAGCAGAUGAAUACGGCAAAAGAAUACUAGAGAAAAUAUCAGUUGUCAGCCAAUGCUUGGUAGCCUGAGUUCCAGUCUGUUUGUAUAAUAAUUUGGUGGGUGCUUAUAUUUUCUUAUAUCAUGUGUGUCAUGCCAUGACCAGGCUAAAAGCUUGGGUCUAACCUGGCAAAUAAUUAAUCAUCUCUUCGAAUGCCUUCUUGGCUCUUCUCUGCUUGUCUCCUGUAGCGAGUUCCUCACUGGUCUCACAGAACACAGCAUCUAAGAUUGGGCAGAAAACAUCAUCAUGAGUCUGGGAGAAGUGGAUCAAGGCAAGGCAAUUACAGAACUUAAUGGACAGGAAUUCACAACAACAACAUAGUGAGAUUGGCUAAGCACUGAAGUGGAACAGCAUAUCUACAGUGAUUGUGUGUAUUUCCCCAAAACCCUUUGGUGGAGCCUUAAGAAGGAAAUAGGAGGGGUCGGGGAUCAAAAACAGUCAAAAGGUUUAUAAAAGGAGGAAACAUUACUGAAGCAAAACGCACACCGUACCUCUGAGCAUGGUGACGAGAGAGACGACAUGGUGCUCCUGCAGGAUCAUGUCCAGUUUGUGCUGGAUGUAGUUAUCCAUGUAGGCUUCCAGCGUGUUCUUGAACAAGAUCCGUCCCCCUGACAGGAUGUGGUGCAACCAGUCUGGCAUGUGGAACACCACUCGACCUGUCGGUCAAACAAUCAUUUCAUGAAAUGUAUUUUGUUACAUGGGCAGUUGUCACAAACACAGUCUCUCAACACAGCACCAAACACAAUGAGAAGAAUCAUGGCUGGGUAACCGGUGUGGGUCUGACAGUCCUGACAUGCAAACCUUCCUUCAACUAGCGCUGUGACGGUCACAAUUCUGUUGGUACACUUGCUUGCAUGAAUAUGGUUCUUAAUAAAAAGCUAUUUUAAAAAGCCAUUACACUUUGUUAUUAUCAUCAUGCCCUUUCAUUAUUAUUAUUAUUCAGGUUACUUAUAAAUAUGAAUCAACAAAUUAAGAAAUGCCAGGUUGGAGAGUGUGUCGCAUUUUCGUAUUGACAACAUUAAUGGAGACAAAAUAAAUAUAUAUGCCUA
Molecule: messenger RNA, 5497 nt
Organism: Salmo salar (Atlantic salmon)
Lineage: Eukaryota; Metazoa; Chordata; Actinopteri; Salmoniformes; Salmonidae
Gene: nt5e
Product: 5'-nucleotidase, ecto (CD73)
Biological process (GO): AMP catabolic process
Cellular component (GO): plasma membrane
Molecular function (GO): nucleotide binding; metal ion binding; 5'-nucleotidase activity
Source: RefSeq, a predicted model, not a curated record